Aplosporella prunicola CBS 121167 is the source of this 1221-nucleotide messenger RNA. RefSeq lists its product as uncharacterized. The record is from RefSeq and is a predicted model, not a curated record. NCBI's taxonomy places the organism in Eukaryota, Fungi, Ascomycota, Dothideomycetes, Botryosphaeriales, Aplosporellaceae. The transcript has a single exon. Bases 389 to 1132 code for a protein of 247 amino acids.
UGAUGCUCCAGAGUCGGUUCGAAGAGGCAUAGAGCGCCUCGCCUAGGCGCAGAGAGAGGCGUUUACUGCUAAGCAGGUAAAGGAGGAGCGACUACAGGAGACUACAGAGCGCGCUCUACAGUUGCAAGCGGAGCAGGCGGAGAAGGCGGAGCAGGCGCUACAGGCGCUGCGAGCACUACAAGCAGAGCGAGCAGAGCGGGUUAAACGUGCGGAGCAACCCCCUAAGCAGCACCCCGCGGAGCAUCCUCCGCACGCUAAACACGCGGCCAGUAAGCCUCCGCUCGCUCAACACGCGGCUAGUAAGCAACCCGCGCCUACUAAUAGAGGGUGGGACCGCUCCGCAACUAACGCAACAGUCCGCCGACUUGGUGAUAAUAAGCGCCAGAGGAUGGUGAAGCAAUCAAACACCUCACAGGCUAUGCCACCAUUCACUAUUGGCAGUGUUGUAGGCGCGAAGGUACCUGAAGCGGACCAGCGGGGUACUCCGCAGAUGUUAAUCGGAGUUAUCCAUAAGGUAAUUAGUCAGAUGUAUUCUAUAAGAACACCCUUCGGUAUUCUUAAUCGACCUUUCCCUCCGCACAAGCUGGCCCUGCUACAACCCGCCCAGCGCCCUAAUCAUCUUGAUACCCCUAAGGCGAAUCAGCGCAUCUCAGUACGCCAAGCAACACAGCAAAAUGGCCUCUCUCUUGGCAUAAUUGCCCCCAGUUGCCAGUGUACGCGAGGGUGUAAUAACAACAGGUGUGUUUGCCGAAAGGAGGGUCGAGAAUGUAGUAUCAGGUGCUAUAGAGGGAGCCAGUGCUCGAACCCACCGCAGCAGGGUGAGUCCUCUAUAGGAGCAGCGGGUGAAGCAGCGGGCAGAGUAGUACGCGGAGUAGCACGCGGAGGACGUAGCGGGCGUGGCGGGCGUGGCGGGCGUGGCGGGCGUGGAGGAGGGUCCUCUACAGUAGCAGAGGCACCUGCUACUGCAGAGGCACCUACUACUGCAGAGGCACCUGCUACUGUAGAGGGACGCGGAGGACGCCGAGGACGCGGUGGGCGCGUAAGACGAGGCAGUGGGGUGGCCCGGGACGGUGGCACAACGCGUUCGGGGCGGGUGAGCAGGCCAACAGCGCACGCGCGCGGUGACGAUUGAGGUGUUUUUAGCACUUUUUUUUUGCGGAGUUGUAGAUGGUUCGUGAUAUUUAGUAGUCUUCUUUUUCUCCAAUAUUCUCCGAGUUUUUU